Molecule: messenger RNA, 411 nt
Organism: Staurois parvus
Lineage: Eukaryota; Metazoa; Chordata; Amphibia; Anura; Ranidae
Source: the annotation of a GenBank genome assembly
AUGUUUUUCAGAAAAAUCAAAGCUUUCACACAUCAGAGAUCUCACACAGGGAAAAGCCGUAUUCCUGUCCUGAGUGUGGGAAAUGUUUUUCAGAGAAGUCCAGUCUUUACAGACAUCAGAGAUCUCACACAGGGGAGAAGCCACUUUCCUGUCCUGAGUGCGGGAAAUGUUUUUCAAGGAAGUCCCAUCUUUACACACAUCAGAGAUCUCACACGGGGGAGAAGCCAUAUUCCUGUCCUGAGUGUGGGAAAUGUUUUUCAAGGAAGUCUAGCUUUACACACAUCAGAGAGAUCUCACACAGGGGAGAAGCCAUAUUCCUGUCCUGAGUGUGGGGAAUGUUUUUCAGUGAAGUCCAAUAUUUUACAAACAUCAGAGAUCUCACACAGGGGAGAGCCCAUAUUCCUGUCCUGA